CAUUCCAUAAAUUCUUACACCAUUGUGCAUCAGAAAAAUUACCCUCCCCUACAAAAGAUGGAGAGAUAUAACCCGUUUGGCUAUUUUAGAGUGUAGAUAUCAAACUUGAGAUGUCGACUGAGUUAUAUACACCGCGAUCGUACCCGGUUUCGACGUCUCCGCGCGAUUUUGGUUCGACGUACAGUUGUUCGAGUUCAGAAGCGUCUUCUCGGCUGGCUGCGCGACUUGAAAGAUCGGAGUACAAGCGAUCUCGUGGGAAACAAAGGCUAAAAGACAAUUAUAACUCUUCUAGGAAUCACAGUAGACGAAGAGAGAACAGGGGAAGUAAGAGAAAGAAUAGUCCAAAGAAUAUUUUAGCCACAAGGGAAACUCGAACGAAAAGUGAAGAAGAUGGUGUCACUUCAGUUUGGGAAGUUUAUCGACAAAAUCCACAUCAGUUUAGUGAAGAAAGAACAUAUACUUUAGAUAAGCCCAGAAGCUGGUAUGGUGUACCUAAUGAGAUGCAAGACCCACAAAAGAGGCCAAGAAGUAUGCAUGAUAAACCAAUGGCAGACAGAGAUUUUACACCCCCUCAUUCUCCAAGGUUGUCAAGGAGACAAGAACCAAGGAAUUCAAAUAGCUAUGAGUAUUCUAAAUCUCCACUUCAUAGUGAAGACUUUCAACCUAAAAGGACUGAUGCAACACACAAAAUUAAUGGUGAUAAUUCGUAUCAAGGACAUAAAACUAUGAAUAAUUACGACGCAAACCAGUAUCAAACCACACAAAAUAGAAAUCUUGACAAAAAAGGAGUAUAUUUGUCAAGAUCUCUAUCAUCUAGUUAUAGUUCUAAUGUUGGAUCUUCUGACGAAAGAGAAGACUCUCAAGGAAUAUACUCAGCAUAUGAUAUGGCAGGUAGAUCCCCGUAUGACUCAAUGCUCAACAGACGUUACAGUCAAUCAAGUCUUAGUUCUUCAAAUGCCUCGUGGCACCACUCUGGCUCUUCGUUUAACUACAAUGUUAGAGAUAUCCCGCCAUUACUGGAUCCUAUUGAUAAAUCACAGGAAAGUUCUCUGUUGGAAAGGCCUUCUGAGCAGAGUGAAUAUGACAGACAUCUAAGAGAAGAGUUCAGGCUUGUUAAAGAAACCCCUGCUAAAGUUCCACCACCAGUAGCUCCCAAACCUUCUAAAUACAGCUCUAGUUACACAAUACAACUGCAUUCCUCUUCACCAGCCACUUGGAAAGAAAGUCAUUUUCCUGAUUUAAUGACAGAUAAUAAAGAAUCAAGCUUCCUUCAAAAUCAACCACUUAAAACUCAACAGUGCUUAACAUCCCCUGUAACACCUAAAACAAUGGAGGGUAGUAACGAAGUUGAUGGGAAGAUAGUCUCCGUGCGUGAGAUGGCAAGAAAGUUUACUCCUACAAGUGUAAGGCAUAUUUCCUCAGAGAUUCAUACAAAAACUAUUUCAGGGGAAGACACUCGUAAGGUUAAAGCAGAGCACUGGCCUAAGGUUGUAUCAAUAAUGCACCAGGAAAGUUCCCCUGCGGGGAACAUUGAAGAUAUCCCCCCAACGAGGCCACCAUAUCCAAACGACAAGGUUCAUAGCAGUAAAGGAGUCGUCAUGCGCAACAAAGAGGAGACUCAAAAGAAUAAUGAAGAGCUUGCCUCACACAGAUUAAGCCUGCACGAACUUAUAAAACUCCAUGAAGAACAGAUUGCUAAGCAAGCAAAAAGUGCUAAGACAGUGUUAACAGCUAGUGUCUAUGUGAAGCACUCCCCUUCUGAUUCCAGUCAAGGUCAAUCUAGGACACCUGAAUAUAAUUAUUUUGAACUAAAAGACCUUAAAACUGAACUCUCUCAAGAGUUUUCUCCAGUAAAUAAUAUACAUGAGAGUAAUCAAAAUCUCCUGAAGGAUGAGAAUGUCAUGUCAAUGGCUAAACAACAAAUCAGGCAUUCUGGUUAUGAGGUUCGUGAAGUGAAAACAGAACAAAACUCUCCRUUCAAAGUUAUAGAACUAACUGGCAAGUCUUUUGAGAACUUAUCUAAUGGUGGAACUAGAGACAGAUCUCCUAGGGUUAAGAGACACCGUACUAUAGGCAUCGUUGGAUACAGGCAACAAAUUGAUAGGACAGCAGAAGAAAAAGCACCAACAAAACAGAAAAGACAUACUACGGUUGGAAUAGUACAUGAUUUUAAGGAAAUAAAUGAUACCAAAGCCGAUUUGUCUGAAAGUCUUGUCAUUAAUGAUGAUAAAAUCAAGCCUAGCCCUUCUAAUGAUUAUGAGUCACAAAAGAAAACUAAUGAUAGACAUCAAGAAGGAAGAAAAAAGCAGGAAGACCAGACAACUUCCAUGCCAGUCAAAGUUUUUGAUAUUGAAAAAGGCCAAGACCCACAGAAUCUAGCUCACAUGGAGAAGACUGUGGAAUCAUAUGAAGAGCCAUCACAAGGUGAUCAGUCAGAUGGGAAGCCAAAGGAACCAUUGAUUACUACCUCACCCACAAACUACUGGUAUAGUAGCUAUGCUCAGAAAGACUUGUCUGAAGUGGACAAGUACAUCCCAGCUAUUUCAGUUUCUCCUGACAACUACAAGGAAGAUACUUUACCAAGAAGUAUAGAAAAGGAGCCACAAAAAUCUUUGUUGCCGACAUCAGAAGCGUACGCCAGAACACCUCAGGGUGCAGAAUCAAGGAAUUUGCACUCUCCUGUCAUAGAACUUUUACAAAAUAGAAAAGGGAAUCCAACUGCAUAUUAUAAGGCUGCAGUUCAAGUUGUCAGUCAUUCAGUUCCUAGCAACCAUAAAGAAAGAGUUUCUAGUACAUCACAUAGUGAACAGAAACUAGGUACUAGUUUUGAUGACGUCUUUCACCAGUCUAAGCCAUAUUCAGUACCUGUAGCACAAGUUUCCCCCGUCAACCAAAAUGAAAUUAUUCAAGCAAAAGCCAUUCAGUUAGCAUCCCCACCACCUGACCCUCCCUCAGCACACGAGAUGUACGAGACUCGCCUUGCCAUGUGGAACUUGCUGCCACACCAGAACAGGUUGACAGGAGAUUUGACUGAGCAUCAGAGUAACGAGUUGUCUUUUGGAGACAAAUCUAAGCAAAGCCUUUCGUCGAAGGAAAUUCCAAGAUCACCAUUGUAUCGCAAAACUCCAACAAAAGAUUAUCAAGGCUUUGCAGAAAAACAAAACAGGUUUUCAGAAUAUCCCAGUCAAAACCAAAAAGAUGAAUACUACAGCAGAAUAAUUGAAAAAUUAAAAGAGGAGAACCAAAGGCUGAAGGAGAAAAAUGAAGCUGAGAAACAGGAAUUUCGUAGAAUGUAUGAAGAGCAGAAAAAAGUUGCAAAUGCUUAUCAAAAGUUGGAGGAUCGUUAUAGAAGGAGGGUACAUGAGCUGCAAGAUGCACUGGCUAAUUGUACCUGUCAAGGUAGCAUCAUGGUGAAAGACGGAAAGAAUCCACGUGCAAACAAGAGUGACAAAGAAAGCCAGUCCUCCAAGACACAGUCAAUUAACAGUGGGAUGCACAUUUUUGAGGAGUUGGAAGAGUGGUUAACAGAGCAAUCCAAAAACACCAAGGCUUCAAAGGUUAAUGCUACUAGUAGAGACAGCUUGAUUAGCUCAUCAUCCGACCUGACCGGCUGGGAUGAUCAUGUUGAUGGUGCUAUUGAUCAAGUCAAUGGAACGCAUGUCUAGUUGGUCUAGGGUCAGAGAUAGCUUGAUUAGCUCAUCAUUGGACCUGACUGGCUGGGAUGAUCAUAUUGAUAAAGCUAUUGAUCAUCUGAAGCACAUGUCCUAGGUAGCCUGGGACUAUGCACAUAGAGAACAUGAAAAAUACGAUAAAAAAUAUUUUAAUUCUAGAGGACAUUUUUAUACAUAUAGUUUUCAAUAUUAUUAGUAUAUAAGAAUAAGAUUUAUUCCAAUGUUUCAUAAAUUGUUUAUUUGAUUAUAGGUCAUACAUACUUUUAUUCCUUCAUGAUGCAUGUCAAAGUACCUUACAACACUCACAGUAAAUCAUUAAUCCCUCCACAAAACACGCUAAAUACAAAUUCGAUCUGUGAGUUAGCCAUGCCCUGACUURGAUCAGCCCARAGGUUGUUUCAGGGUUUGAUGUGUGAGUUAGCCAUGCCCUGAUUUUGAUCAGCUCAGAGGUCGUUUCAGGGUAUCAAUAUAAAUUGAAGGAUUUUUUACAUCAUCAUCAUCACAACAUUAGUGAAAGACAUAAACUACUUUCAAGUAUGAUUUAUGGGUUAAAGAGUAUUCUGUUAUUUGACAGUAUUUUGUAAGGGUAUGUAUGUAAUUAAUAUCAUGUCUAUUCUUCUUUACAUAGAUCUAAGUAUAUUUUUGGAACUCUUUCAUGUAUUUUUCAUCAACUCAUGUCAUCUCGGCUCAUUAGGAUGCAAUAGAGAUAAUUUUUAACAAAUAAGGUUACAUCUGUAAAUUUAUAUUAUAUAUAGUGCUAAAAUGGGUUAUAUGUAUAUCAGUGCAGAGAAAAGUUUUUAGUCAAAACAUUUAUUGAUAUGGUUAUUACAUUUAAGCUUAUUUAUGUGAUAUUGUUUAAAUAAAAAUACAAAGCAAAAAUAAAUGAAUUGGGGUUAUUGGCUAUGCAAA
Messenger RNA from Actinia tenebrosa (Australian red waratah sea anemone), 4580 nucleotides. RefSeq lists its product as uncharacterized. The record is from RefSeq and is a predicted model, not a curated record. NCBI's taxonomy places the organism in Eukaryota, Metazoa, Cnidaria, Anthozoa, Actiniaria, Actiniidae.